AUAACAAAUACAAACCUUUCUCUCUCUUUUAUCAUCAUCAGUUUAAUUCGAUUGUCAAAUAUAUAAGGAUAACAACAGAACUCGAAUUCUAAUCACAUUUACCUGGGAGAGAAAAAAAUUAUUCAUUAAAGUCGAACCUAAAUUAACAAUGUGACCACAAAGAAUAUAAUUAUUUCCAUCAAAUUUUCACCCUUUUAUCUUAAAACUUAUCCUCUGAUUGAAAAUAUCAAUUAUUCUUUCUGUUCAUCAAUUAAUAUUCCCAGUCAGAUAUUGAUAGGUAACUAAAUUGUUACCAUUUUAGAUGCAAUGGAAAGUCAAUGUUACCAAUUUAGAUCAUGAUCCAUAAAUUAUUAACCAUCAUCAUCCACCAUAAUUUGCUGAUCAAUUGAUUGUCCAAUAUUAUUAUAAUUACCAACAUUGAUCUAAGUUGAUUCAUUUUCAUUCCCAGUGAGUGUUUAUCAUAAUCAGAAAGUAAAUCAUUUGGAUAUUAUUAUUAUCAUUGUUCACAUAGUCACAUCAAUAUUAGAUAAAAUAAAUAAUUUAAUCAAUCGAAACGAAAUGUUUAAACAAGUAGUUCUAUCAACAACUCGACCCAAAACACCAUCAUUUUUUUCCUCAUCAACUUCAACUCCACCGAGAGAUGAUUCUUCAAUCAAUGAUUCGGGUUCAAGUGAUUUACCCUCGGUGGGUGGUUGUGGUGCUGGUGGUAAAUCAAGACAGUAUUUAGGGCGAUCAUUGAGUUGGGAUAUUGUCAUUGAUUCAAAGGAAACAUCAGAAAAUCAUUAUAAGGCUGAUAUAAGACGAAGGUCUAAAAGUGCAAAGAUGAAGAAACAAUUAAGAGGUGGUAUUAGUGAUGAUGAUUACAUUGAUUAUAUUGAUGAUUCUGUUCAUGGAGAUAAUUCAAAUUCUCGAAUCUCUGAGGAAAGGAGCUCUCAAGAAGUAUCAUCUUCGAGUGUACAUUCACAAUCACAAUCAACUGAUCAUCGUGAUUCAUUAAACAUUGAAGAAAAUCUUGAUCAACAACAACAAUCAAAUGUUAGUGAACAAUUUAACUCAACCAAUAUAAUAAACACCAACAGUAACUGUUUUGUUAAUAGUAAUCAUGUUAACCAUAAUUUAGCUGCUAAUUGGACUUCAAAUGCAUCUCAAUUUCAUCGUCCAUCACAAUUAGGUAAACAUCAUCAACGAACCAAAGUGUCACCAAUAACAACAAUUAACGAUUCAGUGAAUAAAAUUAACAUUGAAAUAAAUAAUAGUGUUCAUAGUAAUAAUAAUAAUAAUAAUAGUAAUAAUGUUCAUCCAUCACAAUCAACUGGAAUCUAUGAAAGGUUACAUUCAUUAGUUUCCGCUUUCCGUCAACGUGCUCAAACAAUUAAGUCUCGUAUAGUUAAACCAUUACCUUUACCCUUGACCUCACCCUGUGAAUCCCCUGUAGAUGUUAUCAUUUCAUCACGUGGACCCAGUGGUACAUCAAAAUAUUCAUCAAACAAUCAACGUAAUCAAUUAGCUAAAGAUGCAGAUAAAUAUCAACGUUAUUGGGAUAAUGUAGAUGAUGAAAGUGAUAAUGAUCAUGUUAAACACUUUGAUCAUGACACUGAAUCACUUGAACCAUUGAAAACAUUUGGUCAAGAAUUUUAUUAUCGUUGGUCAAAACGGUCACUCGAUGUUAUCGAUCCUCAAAGUUAUUUUUACAUCUCAUGGUUAUUGAUUGUUGUAAUUGUUUAUCUUUACAAUUGCUGGAUAAUAUUUUUACGAUCAACUUUCCCUUACCAAACAAGUGACAAUCUAUUGAUUUGGUUAACUCUUGAUUAUCUUGCCGAUAUAAUUUACCUAUUGGACAUUUUACUUUUCAAGAAUCGUUUAACUUACCUUGAAAGAGGUCAAAUUGUUAAGGAUUUAACACUUUGCCGUCGUCAUUAUCUAUCAACGGCCUCAUUUAAAUUAGAUGUUAUCUCAUUGGCACCGUUUGACCUUCUUUACAUUUUCAUCGGUUGUAAGCCCAUUUUACGAUUUUCCCGUCUUCUUAAAUUUCAAACAUUUUCUACCUUUUUCGACACCAUCGAUGCCAUUGCCAAGUGGCCUUACUUUUUUCGUGUAACCAGAACACUUAUUUAUAUGAUGUUCCUCAUCCAUCUGAAUGCUUGUGCUUAUUAUUAUGUCUCAUAUUUGGAGGGUUUCAACGCAAAUGAGUGGGUCUAUCGGGGUGAAGGUAAUGCCUACAUAAGGUGUUUUUAUUUUGCGAUCAGAACGGCAACUUCGAUAAGUGGGAAAAUGCCCAAGCCAACCAAUACAACUGAAUAUCUUUUCAUGACAAUCUCCUGGUUAUUGGGUAUUUUUGUUUUCGCCUUUCUCAUUGGACAGAUUCGCGAUAUCGUGGCCACUGCAACUCAAAAUAAGGCCUCAUUUCGUCAGCUUCUUGAUUCAAUUGUCCGUUAUAUGGAAAGUCUUCAUUUACCUUGUGACCUGCAAACACGAGUUCGUCUUUGGUUAACUCAUACUUGGGAACAGCAAAAGUUAUUUGAUGAAUCGUCAAUUCUUUACUCGAUCCCGUUAAAGAUAAGAACUGACCUGGCAAUGGACAUACAUUAUAGUAUGUUACGGCAGGUUGACCUUUUCCAAGGAUGCGAGCGGACAAUUUUACGUGAUAUUGUGGUCAAGUUGAAGCACGUUCUUUUCCUUCCAGGAGAUUAUGUUUGUCGAAAGGGUGAAAUAGGAACCGAAAUGUACAUUGUAACCAAGGGAAGUGUUCAAGUUUUACGUGACGAUGCCAUCGAAUCUGUGAUAUGUACACUCGGUCCAGGCGGAGUAUUCGGUGAGGUUUCUGUCCUCGGUAUUCCAGGUUGUUCAAGGCGAACGGCUUCCGUUAGGUCUGUCGGUUUCUCCAAUUUAUUUAAACUGACCAAAGCUGACCUAUGGGACACCCUUCGUAAUUAUCCAGAAGCUCAGACAAUCCUUUUGAAUAAAGCUAAACAAGUGAUGAGAGAAAGAGCCCUUCGAGAAAGAUACAUUUCGCCAGAUACAUCGAUCGAAGCUGAGGCCAUUAUUAAAGAAUCGGAACGAACACCAACACCGAAACUGUUCAAAAUGGUCAUGGAGGUUUUACCAAAUGAGUCCACUUGCCAUCAGAUCUUAAAUCGAAGUCGAUCACUUUUUUCUCGCUCCGAAUCUCCCGUUUCCAAAGAACCUGCGACCUCAGCAUCGGGCCUAAAAUAUUUACCUUCUUUUCGAGUCCAUUUACCCACAAGAUCUUCCAAUAGUUCACCUUCACUUUCAUUGGCUGCCGACACUGAAUUUACUACGACAGAGGAUAAUCAGGAUGAAGAAUUAGUUAAUCAUAAAAAUCCACUGGUUGAUAAGACACCGAAUCAAUCGAGUUGUGAUCUUUUGGGACAAAAUGAUUUAGCGGUCGACGGCUAAUUAGACGAAAAUAACGUUUGCUUGUUCAAAUCAUGAAUUUUGAUUAAUCUAAUUAAGAAAAGAAAUUUAUAUACAAUCAUGAUUCUAAACUGUAACGAA
Molecule: messenger RNA, 3516 nt
Organism: Panonychus citri (citrus red mite)
Lineage: Eukaryota; Metazoa; Arthropoda; Arachnida; Trombidiformes; Tetranychidae
Product: cyclic nucleotide-gated cation channel beta-3-like
Exons: 3
Coding region: 559-3417 (952 amino acids)
Biological process (GO): monoatomic cation transmembrane transport
Cellular component (GO): intracellular cyclic nucleotide activated cation channel complex; plasma membrane
Molecular function (GO): intracellularly cGMP-activated cation channel activity; protein-containing complex binding; cGMP binding
Source: RefSeq, a predicted model, not a curated record